Molecule: messenger RNA, 21872 nt
Organism: Podarcis lilfordi (Lilford's wall lizard)
Lineage: Eukaryota; Metazoa; Chordata; Lepidosauria; Squamata; Lacertidae
Source: the annotation of a GenBank genome assembly
GCCGCGCCAGGUCACAAGAGUCCUUUGAUCCGCUGGCCAUUCUCAAUCUGUUCCUGUCGUUUCCAUGAAACAACAGCUUCUCAUCUUAGCCAAGCCCAUCCGCCACGCUCAAGAUGGCGUCGCUUCCUGCGAGAACAGCGCUGCCUCGGCCCAGUUCGCGCGAGAGCUGCCGGCGCGUCGAGAUGGAGCCAGGCGGCGGCGGCGGAGGUCCGGGCUUGCUGAUUGUCAACAACAAGCAACGGGGCGCGGGGCUCGGGCUGGCGGCGCCGGCGACGCCGGGGGUGAAGGGCCGAGAGCCCAACCGCAACCAGCGCAAGGACUCGGAGGUCAGGCGGGGCGGCGAGGGGCUCCGGGUGGGGGGAAGGACGUGUCCUCGCCCACUCGCCGCUUCCUACCGAAGUCUCAAGGAGCCGGGAGGGAGGGAGGGAGGGAGGGAGCGGCUGCCUCUGGGUGACUCCGGCUUCCCUCACCUGUCGGGCCUUGCAUGUCACCAGCGGUUUAAAAAUAGAGAUGAAAUAGACGGGGGAGGGGGGUCGGGACGUCCCUGCGCUGGCAGUGGACGUGCAAUGUUUAGUCUCCACCCAAGCCUUGGCUUCCCUCCCCUCCUUUACUCACGCGAAGCCAUUUCCCAAAUAAAGACUCUUUCCCAUCCCCAUCACGAAGAGGAGCCUGCCAUGGUCACAAGGCAGCUGCUUCCUCCUCCUGCAAAAAGUGCAACUUUUGGGAAAACCCUCCCCAUCCUUUUGCCUUUUUAAAAGGUGUUUGCAGCGCAGAAGCUUGCUCACAAGUAAGCUGCCCUGUGCCCAGGGGCUCUUACUCUCGAGUAAGGGUUGCCUGUAGGGUGACAACCCGGAAGAUUAUAAAUCGGCAGUCCUAUCUGUACACAUUUACUUGGGAGUUAAGUUCCGUGGGUUUUGUAACUCUGAACAGAUCUUGUCCAGGUUGCACGGCAGUCUGCGAAACUUGAGUUCCAGGCAAGCCUUAAAAGUGCGAAGUUGCCGAGCAAUGUGGCAAAGCAGGUUUCAGGGAGAGGAGCAUUGCCGUAGUCAUCUGCAAGUUACCAUAGUAACAGUGAAGCUGCGUGGGGAAAGUCGAGAGCCCUUUCAUGCUGAGCCUAAGUUUUAUUUUAAACUGUCCUCUUCACCCAGGGUUAUUCGGAAUCUCCAGAUUUUGAGUUUGAAUAUGCAGACACAGACAAGUGGGCUGCUGAGCUGUCAGGUAAACUGUGAACUGCUUUUCUCUAAUAUUGUGCUUUGUUUUGAAACAGUUUCAUUUUAUUAUAAUGGAUGUUGCUACAAAGUAAAAAUCAAGCCUAUGUGAAAAUUCAACGGAUUUGUUUGAGUUGCUGCUUCCUAUAUUCAUUGUUAGUUGCUUUCAGGUUUUAUCUUGUGAUUACCGCUGUGUGAGGAAAGUUGUUUCGAGUGGAAGUGAUAUCCACAUAAAAGCUCUCAGUUUAUAUUUUCUGACCUACCCUGGAUACUUUUUUAAUGAAGAGCAAGUUAGAGGUGUUCUAAAUAAAAAAAUAAUUCUGCUAUAAAUAAAUAGUGUGUCUUAGAUUUUGCUUUAAGUAUACAUAUGUACUUUUGAAUAUUCAGUCAAUAGUAUGUGUUCCUAUUUUACUUCAAUAGGAGAGAUGUGCAGACAUUGCCCAGAUUCAUCUAUCAUGUUCCGCUUGUAAAACCCAGUGCAAGGACAACUGCUAGAGCAGUGGGGCUUUUCCACCUCCACUGUGAGCCCCCUGCACCUUCCCAAAUUCACUCAGAAAGGUAUCCAGUAAUAGGAGAUAUCCAGUAACAGUGCAGGGAGGGAGGAGAGGAAAGAUGGUUCCAUCAGGCAAGCAGAAAUCCUUUCACUGAUGGAACAAUUUCCUUAGCGCUAUGCAGAAUCCUACCCAUUAGGCUUAACCAUUGCUUGUUUCUGUAACUACAGUUAAGUGUUGCUUACACCUGAAUACCUACAUCAUGGUUAAGGGUUGUCUGCAAACUACUUAUGUUAAGUCAUGAGUCUGAAGCAGGUUUGUAAACCAUGUUUUGUAUUAACCAUGGUACAUCUACAUCAAUCAGUUUAGUUCUCCCUGCAUCUCCAGGAUCUUCCCUUGCAAAGUUAUGAGCAGGCCUCAUUGGUGUGGUUCCCACCCUACAGGGGCAGGGCUUAGCUUGAGAAAGCUCACCCAUGGUAGCAAUUUUCAAAUAAUGCCAUCUUCUCUAACACUCUGUGUUAUGAACAUUCUUCCACUUGUCAUGACAAAUAGCUGUCUCCAGUCAUGUUGCUUUAAACCGUGCUCAGGUACUGUAUAACAUAUAACUUGGUUUUGUGUAUUUAUUAUCUCAUGGCAGAACUGUACAGUUACACUGAAGGUCCGGAAUUCCAGCUCAACAGAAAAUGCUUUGAGGAAGAUUUUAGACUGCAUGGUAAGAGUGAAGUAUUGUCUUUUUGCUGUGAAAAUGUCUUGUAGAGUUGCUUUGUGUGUGCUCUAGAAGUUGGUCUUUGUGUGCUCAAAAUGUAAGAUCUUUCUCUUUGUGAUAGAAAUAAAAUACCAAAGGAUUGAUUGCUAAAUCAAGUAUGUUCUUACAUCUUUCCAUGAAACUUUGCUUUUAUUUUAAUCUAUUAUUAUUAUUAUUAAUUUGUAUACCUCCCUUCAUCCAAAGAAGGUUCACAACAUAAAAAUACAAAACGUGAGCACAAAAUACAUACCGUAUUUUUUGCACCAUAACACUCACUUUUUUCCUUCUAGAAAGUAAGGGGAAAUGUCUGUGCGUGUUAUGGAGGGAAUGCCUACGGGUGGCGGGGGGGAUCUGCUGCAGUCGUGAGCAGAGGAUCCAUGGUUCCCCUUCCUUCCCUCCUCCGUGGCUCGCUUUGAAACAGCAAAGCGGGAGAAGAGCCACUGAGUGGGGAGGAGAGAGGGACAGAGAGCCUGCUUCUUUAAAGGAGCAGUUCCGGUUGGUUCCUUUAAAGCAAGCAGGCUCUCUGUCCCUCUCUCCUCCCCACUCAGCUCGCUAAAUAGCAGCAAAGUUUUUCAGCUCGCUAAGCCGGGGAUGAGCUGGGAGGAGGGAGAGAAGCAGAGCCUGCUUGCUUUAAAGGAGCAAAGCAGGAGAGGAGAGGAGCCUUCUCCCCUUAUACCCCUCUUCUUCAUUAUUAGCAGCAUCCUUCUCCACCCACCCCACACAUGCUCCUUGUCCCUUGAGUGCUUUUCCUUCCCUCCCCACUUAAAACGUGGUUACAAAGCACGGAUCCACAUGGAUCCUCAGGAUUUUUGCACUGGGUCACCCCAAAUUCACCAUCAGAUCACAUAGCAUGUCCAUGGCUACAUCUUGCACCCAAAAAAUCACACACCCACUGUUGCCUGGGGCUGCAGUGGUACAAAAACGUGGUUACAAAGCAUGGAUCCACAUGGAUCCUCGGGAUUUUUGCAUUGGGCUACUCCAAACUCACUGUCAGAUCACAUGUCUGUGGCCACAGCAUGAACCACAAAAAUCAUACAUCCACUGUUGCGUUUAGAAUAUUUUUUUUCUUGUUUUCCUCCUCUAAAAACUACGUGCGUGUUAUGGUCGGGUGCGUGUUAUAGAGCAAAAAAUACGGUAAUAAAGAACCCCCAAACAAACCAAUAACACCCCUCCAAACCAAUGACACAUUUAAAAAGGUAUAGAAUGUUUCAACAGCCAUAGCCCUGGUUAUAGAGAAACCUUUUCAUCUGGUGCCUAAAGGUAUGUAAUGAAGGCUUCAGGCAAACCUCUCCAUGGAGAGCAUUCCACAAAUGGAGAGCCACUGCAGAAAAGGUUCAUUCUCAUGUGUCCACCCUGGACCUCUCAUGGAGGAGGCAAACAAAGAAGGGCCUCGGGUGAUGAUUGCAGGGUCUGGUAUUGUGGUCCUGAGCCAUUUAAUAGUUUGUAUUUUAAGCAAAUCUUGAGUUUUUGGAAGCGAUGGAAGGUAUUUAAGGUAAAUGAGAGGGCCUGAUAUCAUAGCAUAGGAUCCUUAUUUAUGAAUUUUCUGAAUGUUCUAGUGUGCCAGUCUGAAGGGUGCUUACCACAGCUUUUAACUCAUAAGAAUUGUAAGGGCUUUUGGGUUCUUAUGAAUUCAGCCUGACCUCCCAGACUCUUCUAAAGCAAAGUUGCCCUGUGACUUGUGAGGCUAAAGCUCCCUGAUCUUUGAGGGUCUGUUUUGUAGUUUCAGAAAGCAGCCUUAUAUCAAACUGUUUGACUUUACAGUGCUGGAUAAAAAAUGGACAGAGUUGGACACCGAUCAACAUCGUACCCAUGCCAUGAGGCUUCUUGAUGGCCUUGAAGUCACUGCUCGGGAGAAAAGACUGAGGGUAGCCCGAGCCAUCCUCUAUGUUGCACAAGGUAUACCUUUAUUACUGCCAGAGGAAAUUCUCAGUUAUGAAAUGUUUGCUAGUUGCUGUGUAAUGUCUUCAUGGAAUAUUUAUUAACAUGGUACUUGAGUGAAACCAAGCCUGUUUUUUGAAAAAGAAAGAAAGAACAGAGAUGAAGGAAUUUUGUUUGUUACUACCUUUAUUGCAUAAAUGACUGAGAGCAGUAUCCUAUUAAAUAGAUCCACUAGUGCAGAGAUUUCCACUUGUACAAUGAAACCUCCUCCCUCUCUGCCAAAUAUGUGUGCCAAAUCUGUUCCAGAGAGUUGAGAGAAACCCAGAACAGAUUUAGGAGGUAUGCAAGGAAAGGAGAGGAUGGAGAACUUCUGUUGUACAAGCAAAAAUCCUUGCACUAGCAGAUCUAUUUAGUUGGCUACCACCCUUACUCAGUUUCAUUUUUAUUUUUAGUUGUUUGGGGCUAGAUUCUAGACUUACAGUCACUUUUCAUAGUAAACCAAGAUGGUUGUCCAUCUUUGCUCAUAGUGUGCCUGAACAUCAGAGCUGACAGAGACAGCAGUUUGUAGUUGACUAUCACAUAUGUAGAUAUAAUUAACCUGAGUAGUUGCUAUUAUUAUCAUCAUCAAAGUUAUAUCCCACCCUUCCACUCAAAGGAGCCCAGGGCAGCAAGCGCACAAUUAAUGAAACAGUUUAAACAUUUAAAAGCAAUUCCAAUUGAAAUGCCACCUGUAAAAGGCUUGUUGAAAGAAGAAGGUGCCAAAAAGACAACAGAGGUGGUCCCUGUGUAAUAUUUAAUGGGAGGGAAUUCCAAAGAGUGGGUGCCACAUCACAAAAGAUCUGAUUCCUAUAUUUUGCAGAAUGGACUGACCCCCAUGCUCAGUUAGUUAUCUGCAUGAGGCCCUCACCUACAGAGCAGUUAUUUGUUGGGUAAAUAAGGGGCAAGACGAUCUUUCAGGUAUCCUGGUCCCAAGCUAUAUAGGGCUUUAUGCACCAAAACCAACACCCUGAACUUAGCCCAGUAACUAAUUGGCAGCCAGUGCAGUUCUUUUAGCAGCUAUGUAACAUGGUGGCAGUAGCCUGCCACAGUGAGCAGUCGAGCCAUCUCAUUUUGCACUACCUGCAGCUUCAGGACUAACUUCAAGGGUUGCCCUGCAUAGAAAACAUUGCAUUAAUUCAGCCUGCAGAUUACCAGCACAUGGGUGACAGUGGCCCAGUCCCGAAAUGGCCAUAGCUGUCGUAUUGGCCAAAACCGGUAGAAGGCACUCCUGGCCACUAAGAGCACUUGGGCCUCUACUGACAACUAUGGAUCUGGGAGCACUCCUAGAUGAGCCUGCUCUUUAAGUGGGAGUACAACCCUAUCCAAAGUAGGGAGUUGGCCAAUUAUUAAGAACCUGCCACCCAAAACACUUCCAUCUUGCCGGGAUUCAAAGCCAGUUUGUUGGCCCUCAUCCAGCCCAUCACCAAGUCCAGGCAGUGGUCCAGAGCUUGCAUGGUCUCCAUAUUAGUACAGAUGCAUGAUAUUGCAUUAGUGACAUAUUUCCAUUGCACCAAAUAUUCAGGCAACAGAGGUUGUUCGGUGGGAUUAUCCCUUGAGAUGCUGGUGUGAUCAAGUGCCAUCAAGUCCCACCGGAAGCCAUGUUUCAUUUUAUAAUUGUGUAACACUCUUGUUCUCUGUCCUGCAGCAGGUUCCAGAUGCUGCAGGAAGCUGACAUUCUAGCCGGUUGUUUUCAUAGUACUGUAUUAUAAUUUUUGUGUUAUUUUAAUUUUGUGAAUUCUCUGCCCUUAGGCAUAAGAAUCAGGAAAAACAUAUCAGUUAUGAAGAACAACAACAUGCUUUAUCUGUAAAAUGGAGAGCAAAUUGGUAUGAUUUUUGUUUUUGUGGCUGCAGGCACAUUUGAUGAGUGCAGCUCUGAAGCUGAAGUUCAGUCCUGGAUGCGAUACAACAUUUUCCUUCUGCUUGAAGUUGGCACAUUCAAUGCUUUGGUGGAACUUUUGAACAUGGAAAUUGAGUGAGUUCCAUGUUGCUGCAGAGUUGGGCCUCUGAGAGGAAUGUAGGCUGUUUAGAUAGCCUGGUUAUGAUCUGCCCCACCAGGGUAUAUAUUUUUACAGCUUGUGAAUGAUCAGAUGCCAGAUUCAUUCUGGUAUUCAUCCAAUUUUUAUCUGAUUCCAUAGAAAGCCCUUGAGUUUAGGACUGGAGUAUUAAGGCAGUAGGGUAACACUGCAAGUUCUUUUCACCUACCUUUCCAGUAUCUGAUUAAGAAAAGCUAUCUUUCUGGUAAUGGAAAUAAAACAAGUAAUCUAGAAUAAUUUGAUUUUUAAUUAUUCAUUUAUAAUAAUUGUAUUAAUAUUAUUAAUGAUACUAUAUUAUAAUACUUUGUAAUACCAAACAAGAAUCACUUACUUUUGAGGAUGGCGUUGUUGUUCUUGCAGCUAAAAACUAAACACGGAUCGAUAGAAAGAUUAGUAUAUACUGGACUCAGAUGAAUGCCUCUCUAGCCCACUCCUUUGAUCUCGGUAGGAUCAAAAAUGUUCCUACUCAUUUAUCUAAAAAAAAGGAACACAAAGUUGUUAUAGAAUGUCUAGUAAUUUGGUUCUAUGGAGCAGAUGCUUCUCUCGUAGUUGAAUUCAGUCCAGUUUGUAAGAUCUCAUAGCAACUGUUUUGGGCAGCUGCUGUUGGAUAUGUAAAGGAAUUAGAGCAUGUGCAGAGUGGUGCCUAGCUGCAGAGAAAGACCACAGGAUAUGCAAACUGUACGCUGCUGUUUUCAUGUUAUAAUCUUAAUGUGUAAAAAAAGCCUUUGAUCCCAGAUUGUAGGCAGCAAGAGCUAAGUUGAUGUUGCUUCUUUUCUCUCAGCAACAGUGCUGCCUGCAGCAGUGCUGUGAGGAAGCCUGCCAUCUCCCUGGCUGACAGCACCGAUCUGAGGUGAGGAAUAUUGGCAUAUAGGCCACAGGUGUGAUGAGAUUUCCCUGUGAAGGACUCAUGAGUUUAAAAGAAUGCUUUGCUUUCCUUUCCUCCGCAGCCUUUCCUCUAUUUGCAUAUUCUCUUGUGUGUUUUUUUAAUCAUGGCAUUUAGAGGUGGAAAGGACCUUUUACACCAUAUAGUGCAACUACAGCAUAGCCUUCCAGCAGGGGUGGUAAUAUUUUUUCAGCCUGAGGGUCACAUGCCAAUAGUGGACAGGACAGAGGAAAAAGUGGGCAGAGCAACUAAUGUGAAUUUGUAUACCUUUGUAUACCAGGCAGUUUCUUCACACACAUCCCUCUGUCUUCCAUCCAGGCAAGCAAGAAGCAUGAUCAGAGUUCAAGGGACAUAUUCCAGCUAGGCAAAACACUUAAGGAGAGGCCAGAUGAGGGGUAUGGCUAAGGAAGAGACUUGAGUACCUGACAGAGAGGCCUGAGAAACUGCAUGUGGCCUCAGGUCUGAGGUUGCCCAUCCUGGCUUUCAGUAUCUACUUGAAUACUUCUCCGACAUUUGUGCAAGAAUGAGAUUUAUAGAUUUGAUGCAGCAUACUGUUGUGCCUUAAGUUGUCUGCAUUGAUCUAAUGGACUUGGGUGUGUAUAUGAAAAGAUAGGUAACCAAACCCAACACAGCUUUGAAUAGAGUAUGUUAGGAAGAAACACUGUGUACAGUGGUACCUCGGGUUACAUAUGCUUCAGGUUACAUACGCUUCAGGUUACAGACUCCGCUAACCCAGAAAUAGUGCUUCAGGUUAAGAACUUUGCUUCAGGAUGACAACAGAAAUCAUGCUCUGGUGGCGCGGCGGCAGCAGGAGGCCCCAUUAGCUAAAGUGGUGCUUCAGGUUAAGAACAGUUUCAGGUUAAGUACGGACCUCCAGAACGAAUUAAGUACUUAACCUGAGGUACCACUGUACUAGCUAACACUGUGUGCUAGUGGCGGUGCACAGUAUAAUCACCUCAUCUGUAGUGAAACCUCUAUAGCUGAAAAAUGGCGAGUUCUUCCAGGAGAUGCUUGUGGUUUAUGUAAAGAUACACCCACUAGAAUGAGUACAUUUUUUUUUUUAGAAAUACAGGUUGCUAAGCAACAGUCACCUUGGCAAUAUAGACUGGGAGCAGGAGGAAAAUGCUGGCUUCUUUUAGUAAAACUUGUCAUCUUCUCGUUGUGCCAAGCAUAUAAUGUUGCUACUUCUGAUGAAGCCGGGGGGAGGGGGGGACAUCAUUUGUGCACACUUUGCUAGUCUAGCCCCCUCUCUCCUAUCCCUGCAGUUUUGAAUAAGCUGAGCCAUAUUGUCAGAGUUUGCCUUUCUAACCUGCUUGGUCUUUGCAAUCCAUUUUUGCAGGGUGCUGCUGAAUAUUAUGUACCUUAUCGUAGAGACUGUCCGUCAGGAAUGUGAAGGAGACAAGCCUGAGUGGAAGACCAUGAGACAGACCUUUAGAGCAGAACUAGGUAAGGAUUCUGUUGCUGCCCAUUUUGUGUUUGUUAAGGCUGUUUUAUAAGUCUCUUGAGUUGAAGCAGGUAUCAGUAAGCCAGUAAGGUGCAAUUACUUUGUUGCAAGAAAAACUGCCUAGCCAGGUGUGGAAAGGUAUCUUUUUUCAUUUGAGCUAAAUGGGCAGGAUGUUUAGAACUAAACUGAAGCAGGGACAGUGUAUACAUAGACCAGAAGAAAUACAGUGGUUAUGGACAAUAUAACGGCUGUUAUGUUGGACCUACUAGUGAAUUGACGGCAGAGGAUGGGGUUGGAAUAUAUACAGCUGAUGGGGUUGGAAUAUAUACAGCUAGAACUGAGGCAUCUGCAUGUAACAAGGCCAUCGCCAAUGUAUUGCCUUUCAGGGGCACCUCUGUAUAACAAUGAGCCGUUUUCCGUGAUGCUCUUUGGAAUGGUGACCAAAUUCUGCAGUGGCCAUGCCCCACACUUCCCUAUGAAGAAGGUGUUGCUGUUGCUCUGGAAGACUGUCCUGGUAAGAGGUUGUUGCCUAUGAAUAAUUGGUCUUUUAACAGAUUGCUUCUUUUGCUGUAACUAAAAACUCUAUCCCCUUGGGAUAUAACCAGGAUUAUACAAAGUGAUGUGGUGCUGCUGUUUUAAUUUCUUGACUGAGAUCAGUUCAGAGACAAGCAUGCUUAGCGUUUAAGCUGUAGGAUGUGCAUAGGUCCGGAGUCCUUUUUAUUAUUAAAAGCUCUAUUGUAACUAACCAAUAAAUGUAAACCACUACAAGGACGUCUGUGUGUUGUAUGAUAAUAUCCUAGGUUGAGUUUGUCACCACCAUUGAAAAAUCUCGUGGAAACUUUGCAAUACACAGCAGUGGAGUUUUGGGGGUGGGGAUAUUAUACCCACAGGCACAGGACCAGUCCCUUUUCAUGCACUGUGCAGUGCACCUACAAGCUAUGAACAGUGCUGGGUUGAAGCAGGAUCUUAGAUAGUGACUUGGGGAAAAAAUCCCUUGCUGAUCUUUUCCAUCACUGUUGACAAAACAGACACACAGGAGAGCUGCUCUGUAAUUUGUUGGGCUUAUUCAACUCCUUUCAUAUAUGUCCUGAUAAUGCCAUUUGGCACAUCCCUGUAGCAGUGCUGCUGGUUUCUUAUGCUGGCUGCUAGCUGAGUCUGGGUAUCCUCAGGGCUUUUCGAUUGCUUGAAAAUAGCAGAUGGCAUCAUGGAUCCAAGCCUGAGCAAAUCAAGCUGCCAUUGACACAUUGGAAGGAAAAUCAUUAUUAAUGUGAAAUGAGGCUUCUGGGUUGUUUUGUUUAAAUUAACAAAUUUAUAGAUAUUUUGAAACUCGGAAGAAAGAGAUGAAUAUUUUCUUGCUAACUGAAGUAUCUUAGGAAGAGGUUCAGUUUACACGGGAAUCCUAGGACUGACAAAGAAGCACACUUACUGGCCUAAAUUUGAAAACCAGGCAGUCCAUAAUUUUAUUUAAUUAUGAAAUGUUUAUCCCACCACACCAAAUUGUUUUAAUUUUUCAUAUUUAAAGAAACGAUUUCUGGAUAUUGAUUAGAAAAGUAUCUCAGGUUAGUUAAUAAAUGGACUUGCAGUGCACUAAUGCAUAAUCUUUUUAAAAAGAGCACAGGAAUAAAAGAAGUUAUUCCAGUUGGUGCCAUAAUGAAACUCGUAAUGCAUACAUUUGGCUUGCUUUUUCUUUUUCUUUUUGAACUGCUGAAAUGUAUAGUUUAAAGACGGUGGUGCUACAACUAGGAUGCUAUAAUAUAAUCCAUUUGUGGAUGAUAAGGAGAUAUUUUUCAGCUGUUUGAGACUAACUGAUCAUGAAAUCAAUAAAGUGCAAUGUUGUUGCUAGUUUUCAAAGGACCUACUUCUCUGAUCAGUACAAUGUGGUCCAGCUGCCACUCAGCUAAACACACCUAUUUCAGAUAAGCCUACCUGGCUUUUCCAGAGUUCUUGGUGUUCCUCUGGCUGUUUGGUAUCUGCCAAGUAAAGAGCAUAAUAGUACAGAUACCACAGACAGGUAUCAUAUGCUACUGUUUAACCUAAGGUGGUCUUUCCCUGUCAGUGAGUGGAUGAGAAUUGCCCGGAAGUCUCAUGUAAGCCCCUCUGAACUUCUUGAAGAAAGAGAAGGAUAUGCUAAAUACAGUGGUACCUUGGUUUUCGAAUGUAAUCCAUUCCAGAAGACCGUUUGAGUUCUGAAACGUUCAAAAACUGAAAAUUCAAUAGCCAACAGCUAGGUCUCAGGAUCUUGCACUCAGCAGAAGCCGCAUGGCAUGUUCGACUUCCAAGGCGUGUUGGAAAACCGAAAUGUUCAUCAACGGAGAUGUUCAAAAGCCGAGGUACCACUGUAUGUGUGUCUGCUAGGAAUGUGGAGCUCUCAGCUUCAUGAGCGAAUGUCUUUAACUUCAUUUGUUUGAAAGUUAGCUGUGAAAAUGUUUCAUAUAAGCACAAAGACAGGUUUAAAAUGCUAUGUUCUUUGGUCUCUGCUAUGCCUUCCCAUAUACACAAAUGGUUCUUUGAAGAAUGAUGGACAUUCCUAUAACUGCAGCAAAUCCUCCAUUCCUCCGUCUUGGUUUGCCUUUAACAAACUGGUUUUUGAAGGGUUUAUGAGUGACCAAAGAGAUAAUGGAAGUGAAUGACCUGCAAUUAUCCUCUUGCCGUAGUGCACCCUUGGAGGAUUUGAGGAACUCCAGGAUAUGAAAGCAGAGAAAAGGGAGAUGUUGGGGCUCCCCCCACUUCCUGAGGAUAGCAUAAAAGUGAUUCGCAACAUGAGGGCUGCCUCCCCUCCAGCAUCUGCUUCUGAUUUGAUUGAGCAGCAGCAAAAACGGGGUCGUCGAGAGCACAAGGUAAGUCAGGGUACAAUCUGGGAGGGAUGUAAUCGUCCUUUGUUUAGGAAGACACUGAACUUAAGGAGAAGGCAGACUAUAACAUCAUUUGCUGUGUGUGUAUUCUUCCAGGCUCUUAUUAAACAGGAUAACUUAGAUGCCUUCAAUGAGCGAGAUCCCUACAAAGCUGAUGACUCCCGGGAAGAAGAGGAGGAGAAUGAUGAUGACAAUAGUCUUGAGGGAGAGACAUUCCCUCUUGAAAGAGAUGAAGUGAUGCCCCCUCCUAUCCAGCACCCACCGACUGACCGACUGACUUGCCCAAAAGGUUUGCCUUGGGCACCCAAGGUCAGGUGAGCACCUAUACAGGAUUGUUGUAUCUAAAGAAAAUCCCAGAACUGGAAGGCUCUCAUCUUCAGCCUCAAACCAGUGCUCACCUACUUGGUUAGUGCACCUAAUAGAUUUCUGAAUGUUAUAACUAUUAUGAAAUAUGUGCUCUGGCUUCUCUCAUUGACGUUGUGAUGAUGUUUGGGAGCCUUGAUGUCUUUGAGGAUGCUUGAGAUCAGAAGAGCGAUUCUCAUUUUUGUGUGUCUAGCAUAUAAAGGAACUUCAUCUCUCCAGGGCUUUGUGGUGAAUGAAAUAUGCAGUAAUCUUGAGGAGCCCUAAAGUUCUGUCUGAAUAUGAUUCUCUUCUCUUCUCUUCAGAGAAAAAGACAUUGAGAUGUUUCUGGAAUCAAGUCGGAGCAAAUUCAUUGGCUACACCUUGGGAAGGUGAGUUAAUGGAGCCCGAAAUUUGUUGCCUCUUGUGCUUAGCUUGUUUGUAGGGGAUCUCUUCUUACUAUGCAGUUAAUGUGUUGGGUAACUGGCAGCAUAGACUUUUUCCUGAAAAAAAGUAAAGACAGCAAGCUGUUCAGGCUUCGUUAUUUUUUUAAGCAUUCACAUAAUCGUUUCUCAUUCUGUGUUAAGCCACUACUGUAAUACUGUUCAGACACUGAGUUUCUGCUGCCCAUCUUGUCAGUUCCUGAAAACUCAGGAGGUCUGUGCAUGCAAUCAUACAUGCAUCUCAAAACUAUAAAUGCAGCUAUAAUGUUUUAUGGUAUUGUGUUGUAAUUUGAGUAACCAAAAGGACUAAAAUUCUUAAACAACUAAAAUAAGGUGUGCCUGUAUACACAAACACACACGCAAUAUUGCUAUGGACAGAUGAAGAAUAGGACCAGGAAAAGACUUAGGACACCCACCAUGUCACACACCAUGUGUAGAGUUGCUAAAUAAAUUAGCAUAUCAAGUGGUAACAGACAUUUUCCAGGCUUUUGGCUGGUACAACUAAAAGCUUAAUAGGAGUGGUGAAAACCUGCUACACUAAGUCACAAAACCAUAUUGCAGAGGGUACAUAUGAACUACAGAUUGAAUCCAGAUAACCAAACUUUUUCCAAGUCUAAGAAAUAAUAAUUAUUUCUUUAUUAUGUAUUAGUGCUUCAUUUUAAUAGGAAAAAAAUCCUACAUUUUAGAUGCAUCCAAUUAGAUCCUCCUAUUUAUUUCAGGUUCUGUUCCUGAUGCAUAACUAAUUACACAAACUGAACAUUCUUAAAAAUCUAGCAUGCUUUUAUAUUUUAAAGUUGAGAGGAAGGUUCCUAUAAUUUCCAAGCUUUCCUGUUUUUCAGGUUGCUAGUAGCCUGAGAGAAUCAUAUCUGAACUUACUAAUGAACAAUUUUUAUUGGCUCAAUAGGAGCAGGAAGCUCUUGCACAAAUGAAAGAGAUUUUUUUUUCUUAGACAAUUUAUCAGGACAUGCCUAGCAGGUAUUGUAAGCUGCCCUGUGAUCCUCAGAUGAAGGGUGGUAUAGAAAUUUAAUAAAUAAAUAAAAAUAAAAUGUGCUGUUUGAAAGCAUUACAGAGAGAAGAGUGAAAUCUCUUAAUCAGAUUGACUAGCUUUCUCUUCACAAUUUUACCAAAAUGGCUCAUUUGUAUCACUCAUGAUGUUUACUGGCUGACUGGUUUUGCUUUCACCCCCUCUAGUGACACUAACACAGUCGUGGGGUUGCCUAGACCCAUUCAUGAGAGCAUCAAAACUCUUAAGCUGGUGAGUACUCACUGUGUGGACUUCUUAAUUUGCAUGUGUAGAAGACAUCUCAUCUAAUUACUUACUGUUUGUCCAGCCUAAGAAAUAUAUCCUAAGCAGGAAAAGUGCUUGAAUUUAUGGUGCUGCCAAGAUGAUGAGGUUAACUUUCUUUGCCCGCUCUCUUUAUAGCACAAAUAUACAUCUAUUGCUGAGAUUCAAGUACAAAUGGAAGAAGAGUAUCUGCGUUCUCCCUUGUCAGGGGUAAGUAUCAUAGGGCAAAUGUUCAAAAGGGGGAAGACUUGUGGUUUAAAAAGCAUCUGCAUGAAGAAGUGGAAGGGGAAAAGUGUGAAUCUCUAAUUUGGAACUGGACAUUUGGCUGAUCUUUGCUAUCUGCAUAUGCUGUGAGUUGGUCAAAGAGAUGAUCCCUCCUGAUUCCUAACCUGCAAAUCAGAUCAUUGGCUUUGGAUCAUGAGAACUCUGCCCAUGAGACACUCUUAUUGGAAAGAGAGACUUAGGAUCCAACCCUUAUGUGGUAUGAUGCUGUGCAGCUGCCUCUGGAAGGAGUUCUUUAUUAAGGAAAGUUUUGCUGAGUUUCUGGAUGAAUGCUCUUAAUAUUCAGACUAACUUAGCAUGCACUUGAGGUAGGAAUGAAUGAUGCUAUUAUCUCUUUGUGUUAAUAAAGGGGGAAGAGGAGGUUGAACAAGUUCCUGCAGAAAUCUUGUACCAGGGUCUACUUCCUAGCCUGCCACAGUACAUGGUGAGUUAUAGUUUCCUCCUAAUGUUCAUUCCCAAGGCUUCAGCACACCCUUUUCCCAUUUCAUAAACUCUAGCCUCUCUACCAUUUUCAAGAUGGGAGAAAUAGCUAGACUCAGUUUGCAUUUCACUGCUGGCUUAUGCAAACUCCCAUUCUGAUAUAUCUCUUCUUUGCUUGCCAGUAUGUGACAAGCUAUUUCCUUUGAUGUUUCAUGUUCAUCUCUUCCCGUUAUGAGUUUCCUUCUCCUCUUUCCUGUUCUUUGGCACUUCUGAAAGCCUUCUUUGCUUCACUCAACUUUCACCCACAGAUUGCCUUGCUGAAGAUCCUGCUGGCUGCAGCACCCACCUCCAAGGCCAAGACUGAUUCCAUUAAUAUCCUAGCAGAUGUUUUGCCAGAGGAGAUGCCGUGAGUCUCAUUCUUAGGGGGAAAGCAUAUGGUGAAUGAAGGGCAAAGGCAAUGAAUGGAUGUUUACUUGACAUUCAGUGGUUGGGUGUUGAGUGGGCAGGCUGACAUUUAUUUGUAUAUUUAGACAUUCCUUUCCUGCUGUUCAAAUGCUUUUCAUAUGAUGGAACAUUUGAUUGUCUUGAACCUUGCAAAAUGAUGUGUGCAGCCUAGAAUUAAGAGAUCUGGUAGCAGAGAAAAGAAGUGUUUGGACUGGACCUGGAAAGCUGUUUUAAAAUGGGUCUCCUUAGAAAUAGCAGGCCUCUUAAGUAUGGAGGGGGAUGUUAAAUCAACAAUCUCUUGAGAAGCUUCAAGGCAGCUUAAGUGGUGAUGCUUGUGCUUCAAUUGAAGACCUUUUUUCCUGAAUUUGAAUGUGUCAUUAAUACAUGCACAGUACUUAUCCAUGUCUGGAGCAACAAAGAUUUCAUAAGAUUGGUAAAUAGGUUCUGCCACAUAGCAUACAUGGGUUCAAGGCAGUACUUUUUUAAAAAAAACUUUUGUUCAGCACAGUACAUCCUGAAGUGCUUAUGUUGGCAAAUGGAGCCACACACAGCUUGUUGAAUUCUUCAUUUUAUUGACAUAUUAAACAGAGUCAGGAAGGGCUUGGAGAAAAGUAUUGAGGAGUUGCCAUCUCUUCCUUGAUCACCCAUAUAUUAACUAAAAUUAAAGCAACCUUCUUCACUGGCCUGUAGAAAAGAGAGACCAUAAAGUGCUACUUAAAGGAGAAUUGCCCAAAAAUAUAAAUAAUAGCAUUAAGCACAGACAGAUCUGCCCUACCACAGUCACCAUCACAGGCCGUCGAAGCUAAUACUGCUGCUUUGCCUUCCAGAACUACUGUGUUGCAGAGUAUGAAACUAGGCGUUGAUGUGAAUAGGCACAAAGAAAUAAUUGUAAAGGCCAUUUCUGCUGUUCUGCUUCUACUGCUUAAGCAUUUUAAGCUAAACCAUGUUUAUCAGGUAAGCAUGAAAUGGCAUGAGCAAUCAGCAUUGGAAUUGAGAGACUGAAGUGAAUCUGGAAUUUGCUUGGCUAACCAUUCUUACCACAUCUGUUUCCUGCUCCAGUUCGAAUACAUGGCCCAGCACCUAGUGUUUGCCAACUGCAUCCCCCUUAUACUGAAAUUCUUCAAUCAAAACAUCAUGUCAUAUAUCACUGCCAAGAACAGGUAGGUGGGAAUAUCUCUAGCACACCUGUAUCCCAAAACGCUGUGACAGGAAAUGUGACACACUAUUUUUGCAGUGGGACACCUGGAUGGUAUCCGGAUGGGAUAUCUAAGAAUAACUAGUUAUCCUCCACAAUUUUAACUUGCAGAAAGGAAUAUGUUUCAUCCCGCUGAUAAAAAAAAACCUGCUGAGAAAUUAUUCAUCUCCACCAACACUACUACUUGUCUGUUAAAUGGAUAGCUUUAAAAUGUGCUUGUUUGAAAAGACAUUGAGUGACGUUCAUGUAGAUCCCAUGGCCAUGAGUGUCACUGGACUCAACAGACACCAUUGCCCUAGUGGGCUAAAACAUUACUAAGCAGUUGGUUGAUCUGCUUAUUUUUCUUGGCAGUAGGUAAGUAUCUGGAAUAGGCAGAUAUGGAAAGAUGUGCAUGCAUGAAGCCUCUUGGUUGUUGCCAACUGAAGAGCAGCAGGUGGAGAUGAUGUCACAAUCAUUUUUCUCAUAUGUUUGAACCUGGCAGGGGCAACCAUUUUGGACAUGGUAUAUUUGACUAGAUAGGUCAUCCAUUCUGAUCCGUUUGGGGUGUUUUGUGUUUUUUAGCAUCUCUGUUUUGGAUUACCCAUACUGUGUGGUGCAUGAGCUGCCUGAGCUGACUGCAGAGAGUCUGGUGAGCUAAACUACCUGGACAGAAACAUAUAUAGCAGAGGGAUGGAGAUGGCAUUGUCAAUGAGGGGCAAUUUCUCACUUUCCUUACUUGGUAAUAUUUCCUUUGUUUUGCUUUUUUUCCUAUAGGAAGCUGGAGACAACAAUCAGUUUUGCUGGCGAAACCUGUUUUCCUGCAUUAAUCUACUUAGGAUACUGAACAAAUUAACAAAGUGGAAGCACUCAAGGACUAUGGUGAGUAGAAGGGCCUCCUCUUCAUAGUGCUGUUAAGGCUUUAUUGAUCAUGUACCAUCAUUUUGGCCUUCAGCAAAUGAAUGGUGACCAAGGCACAGGUGAAGUCUUGGAAAACUGAGAGUGUUCCUUUGCUUUCUCAGAUGUUGGUGGUAUUCAAGUCUGCACCCAUUCUGAAACGAGCCCUCAAAGUGAAGCAAGCCAUGAUGCAGCUUUACGUUUUGAAGCUUCUCAAAGUGCAGACCAAGUAUUUGGGGCGACAGUGGAGGAAGAGCAACAUGAAGACCAUGUCAGCAAUCUACCAAAAAGUGCGGCACCGGCUCAAUGAUGAUUGGGCUUAUGGCAAUGGUAUGUCCUGGAUCUGUCUCUCCUCUUUCCACCCACUCCAAGUCUUUCAUAAGCCUUUAACUGCUAUGCCAAGCCAGUUCCCUUAAAUCACCCAUCUGCCUUCCUGUUAACAGAUCCCAUCAGUAAUUGCUAGGAGCGUAUGGUGAUGGCUCCACUUAUCCUAAACAGAGCAAGCUGAGGAAUGUGCUUCCCCACUUCUAAAUUGAUGUUGCUUGAUAGACAGUGUGGUAUAGUAACUAUAGUGUUGAACUUGGACCUCAUAAAUACAUGUUCAGAUCCUUGCUAUGAACCAUAUAGUGUAGUCUUGGACAAGUCAUUGGGUCUCAGCCUUAAACCUAUUUUCUACAGUGGAACCUCAGUUUUUGAGCAUCUUGGAAGCUGAAUGAUUCGGAACACAAACACAGAAAACCUGGAAGUGAUUGAUUCUGUUUUCAAAUGCGCCUUGGAAGUUGAACUGCUUCUGCUGCAUGUUUUUCCAUUUUUUCAAUGGAUUUUGCUGACCGCCCAUUGAUAUUCAGUUUUUGAACGUUUUGGAAGUCAAACAGUCUUCUUAACGGAUUACAUUCGAAAACCGAGGUUCCAUUGUACUAGAGUGACCAUAAAGGACAAGAUGGAGUCACUCCAUACUUCUUCAUAGAAGGUUGGAAUAGAAAUGUGAGAUAUUAUUGAUGUCUGUGUCUGCUGGGAAGUCCCUUUGCAUCUCAUCCCUAGAAGUUGAAUUUCUUAAAGAUCUGCCAAAUGGGAUGACAUAAUGCUGGACUGCCUGUAUGGCAUUGUAUGGCAUUUUCAUUGUGGGGGUAUGACUGGAGCCCUUCUGCUCCUUUAGCUGAUUGUUUGCUUCAUGACUUUUGCAGAUCUGGAUGCACGUCCUUGGGACUUCCAGGCUGAGGAGUGUGCUCUGCGUGCCAGCAUAGAGCGUUUCAACUCUCGCCGUUACGACCGGGCACAUAACAAUCCUGAUUUUCUACCUGUGGAUAACUGUUUGCAGAGUGUUCUGGGCCAGCGCGUAGAACUGCCUGAAGAUUUCCAAAUGAAUUAUGACUUGUGGCUGGAAAGGGAAGUUUUUUCUAGACCCAUCUGUUGGGAAGAAUUGCUCCAAUGACAUUUGAGAAGAGGGAAUUGGAGCUAGUACGUGUGCCCAAGGACAAGGCAGCUUCUCUUUAGUCAACCGGGCAUAGAGAGAAGAGAUAAAACUGGUUUUUCAUAUGGCUUGUAAUCUGCCGUUCUUUCCUUCUCCUCCAGGUGGCGGCAUGGAUUUAUACUGCUCUCAAGGUCCUAGCAAAUAUGGCUUUCCUACAUCUUUUGGGCUGCUUCAAUUACUGAUUGGUUUAGAAGGUGCUAAAUGGAUUCAGAGUAGUUCACUUUGAGACUCGGAUCAAUUGAAAAACGCUGAGCAAAAUACCAGUGUCAGCUUUGAUUGCUAUUCACGUGAUCCUUGUUGGGCUUCUGUCCUUUGACAUUGGCCAGCUGUUCUGUUCCAAAAGUAGUAUGGCAGCUUUUUUCUGCUAUGCCCCCACUCUUAUCCCAAAAGGACAGAACCCUUUCUCUGUUAGCUGCUAGGAUGGAAAACAGUAUCAUGGUGGUGUGAAUGAAAGGAGAAAAGAUAGGUGGUGCAUACAGUUGUUCAUACUAAUAGGAAAAGGAGCUAUCUGGAGUCCCAUCUAGUGCAUGUAGGGACCUUGUAUAAUUGAGAGGAUCGGGAGCAGGGAAUAGGAUGUGUUCAUAGCAGCUGCUUCCACUCUCAUCUGGUGGCCCUUCACAGGGAAGGCAAUUUAACUGGAUCAGGGAUGUUACCUUUUUUUGUUCCUGUAGUGGCACCAAACAUCUAAACAACAACUGAUCAUGUCCCAGUAUAAUUGAAUAUUAAUAUCUAUUUCUUUCCAUUGAGCAAUCUUCUGUUUUGAAGGCUUCACCAUGGAAAGAGAAACUCUUGACAUUUUCCCAUUUCCAUCAAUGUGCCAUUCUUUCUUCCUUCGUUUGCUUGAAAGCCUCAAUUUUUGAAUAGCUUUGCUGCACAGAUGUGCAUGCCAAUGUAGUUUGCUUAAUUUGACCCCUUGCCAGGGCACCUUGUUUGUGCCUGCGCUUCUUGGUUAAAUGUUGCAUAAUCCUAGUCUUCUCAGUCUGGAUGUUGGUGACCCAGGCAAGUAACUCAUCCUACCUUGAUGCUCCAUCCCAGUCUAGUUCACAUAAACAGAAGAUGAAGUGGCACGCCUGUGUCUGGACUUUCCCACUGCAAGUCACACCCACAGCCAUCUGGAAUAGUACUGUCAGUCCAGACAAAGGUUUUCCACUUCCAAUGAUGUUUUGUAAGAACCUAGUCUCUGGGUUCCUGCAAACCAGGACUGUGAAUGUGGUAGAAGUAAAGGCAUUUACUUUAAGUACAUAAGUGGACCUGACAAUAAAGUAGAUGCUUUCACUUCCCUAGGAGAUGGUAUCUGCUCUGAGAAGACUCACAACCAAAUCUAAGUGUAGCCUGUUGUAUUUAUAAACAUUCAGGAACAGGCAAGUACAGUAGGUCACCACCAGGUGCAAUACAGUAGAAUGCAUUUUCCUAUUUGUUUGUGCUUUGUAGUCUGAUUAUAUGCUCAGGCUACAAUUCUAACAUAUUUGGAAGAGAGCCCCAUUGAACAGACCGCCUGAGUAAAUAUGUUUAGGUCUGGGGUGCCAUUAAAAUGCUACUGUGGCAGUGGGUGGGACUGCUCCAGCACUCCACAUUGAGCCUCGAUUACUUGUCCCCAAACACUCCCAGCUGUUUAACUUUCAUCACUGAGGUUACAGAGUGUCUCUCAGGCAGACAGCAGCAGGGACCAAGACACAGUGUCAGCGUAGAAUAAGAAUCAAGUUUUAGCAAAGCCAAUUCAUUUGUUUUGAGCAAAUGUCACCAGGCAGACAUUUGCUCACAAAUUGUAACGUAGCUACAGAUGGGGCUCCAAGCUUCUUCAAGGUGUAACAUACUGAGACCGUAGGGCUCCCCCCUCCCCAUCUCUGCAUUGUUAACAGUGUGAUGGUGACAUGAUCAUGCAACAGAAGCACAUGGUCGCAUAAAAGAAUGAACAAGCAUUAAAAACAACAAAAUGCCUAUCAACUUACAGUGGCUACUUUUGUGUAUGAAUCCUGAGAUCUGUACGUAUCUCCUGGAAAGAAAUCCAGACAAUUUCUGCUCACUGGAAAUUAGGGACUUCAGUGGGUAAGUACAGCAUCUUUCUGGCUUUGCCCUCCUACUCACAGACUUCAUAGAGCCUGGUGGCAAAAUUAGCACCUGGGUGGAUGUUGCCUCUUGACAGAUAAAUAACUCUUCUUCCCUGGGUUCAGUCAACCUGUCUCUUGGCUUACACCUCAGCUAUCUCAAUUCCUCUAUACCAUAAUGGGAGAUAGAACUGGAGACAUGGGGGGCGAAGACCUGAUUAGCCUUCCUAGGUUGAAUUGGGAGUAUUUGGGGGAGGCCUGGUUGCAUGGUGGUUCCUUCAUAUGUACUUGCUCAGCUUAUCUGUAAAAUUUCUAAUACCGGCAAACAUCUGGCCAUUUUUACCUUCUGGAGCACUACACUAUUGGAUUUUGUAUUUAAAUUACAGUGAAAAUGAAAUCCAGCUAUUAUGGAUAAAUUAUUCUGUGAGCACUUGCUGGUCUGUGACACCACUGAUGGGCACAGCUGCAUGAUGGGGGCAGACUGCAAACUUGAAAGCUGCCUUCCUCUCCCCCACAAGUGCAUUGAUGUCUGUGGAUGGAGAGGAAGGAUACUUGCAUUUUCCUUGGUCAUUUCAAGCAAUCUGGGUUAUGUACUACAGAAAUGAACCAGGAAUGUAGGCAGUUAAGAUCCCUUCCAGCACGGUCCCCUUGCAGUAGUAGAUUUGUUCACUACUUAAAGUUUUAAUAGAAGACUCUAACCAGGUAGAAGAGAGCUUUCCAAACUUUUUAUAUUGGUGACACCCUUUUUAGACAGGUAUCACUUUGUGAUGUAGUAAAUUCAUUUUGCAUCAUUUCACAACACAGUAAUUGUUUCACUAGCAAACCAGAGGUUAAACUUAACCUCUUUUUAGCCUCGGGAACAGCGUGGGGAGCAUUCAUGUGACACGCCGACACACUGCAGCCGACACACUGAUGUGUCGCAACACACAGUUUGGAAAGCUCUGUGGUAAAGUAAGGAAUUGCAAACUGUGGACAGUAUCCAGCUAACAUGUCCCAUCAUCACAAGGAUUUAUACUUACCCCCUGCACAUGCCCUGAAGGGGUUGCAGGAACCCCUAGAAAAAGCUUCCUCAACCUCGGCCCUCCAGAUGUUUUGAGACUACAAUUCCCACCAUCCCUGACCACUGGUCCUGCUAGCUAGGGGUCAUGGGAGUUGUAGGCCAAAAACAUCUGGGCGGCCGAGGCUGAGGAAGCCUGGCCUAGAACAUAUUUAAGGGGCGCACAAGGGGAGGAGAGGGGAGAUCCGAUUGUGCCAAGUGGACAUCCUUGUGCUGGAGGGUUAUGUUACUCAGGGUUACUUUAGAUAACCCAGUUUUUUAUUAUUUACUCCUACUUACUCCUCAAAAAAAAACCACCAACAACACCUCAGGGCAUCUCAACAGAAAUAAUUUUAAAUGGCAAUGAACAGUUUUAUGCCUUUUCUGUGUGAUCUCUAAUCUUUCUGAAAUGUGUCUAGCAGAAUUGCUCUAAUAGUGUACAAAGUUAAAUUCUUGCUAAGCUGCU